Molecule: messenger RNA, 685 nt
Organism: Gastrolobium bilobum
Lineage: Eukaryota; Viridiplantae; Streptophyta; Magnoliopsida; Fabales; Fabaceae
Exons: 2
Coding region: 121-405 (94 amino acids)
Source: RefSeq, a predicted model, not a curated record
ACUCAGUAGCUGUAGCCAUCGCAACUCAUAGCUCGUUUUCAAUUUCAAUUUCCAAAUCCGUCGAACCAGCGUCAGUUGCGUAUUUCAGUAAAUAGGCUGAGAAAGGUUGGUGCAAAAGCCAUGGUUCUUGACUCUCUUUUGUCUUCCCCCCAUAGGAGGUCACCAUCAUUCAGAAGGCAAUUACAAAGAGAUGAAUUGGGUAGUUGGUCAGCCCUUGUUCAGAGGCACCGCUUCCUUCUAACAGCUCUUGUUUUGCUGACUUUCCUAUGUACUGUUUAUCUUUACUUUGCUGUCACUUUGGGGGCUACGAGUACCUGCACUGGAUUGACUGGAGCUCAGAAAGCUUCAUGCCAAUUGAAGCAUGCAAAGAACUUCAUGGGUAAGGGUAAAUUAAAAAUUUUAUAAUAUUUUAUAGAGAGCUACAUCAUACCUACCUGUUGCUUGAAUUAGUGUUUUUAAGCUCUAGCACAAAAGAGAACGAAUGUAACCUAAACAGAGAAAAAGAGAAAGGAAAGAAAGAAGAAUAAACUUAGAAUUUGUGAUCACCUUCUUAUUGUUUUAUGUAGCUACUAGCUAGUAAUUUAUUCUUUGUUGUCUAUCACUAAUCCAAGUUGUACCAAAUUUAAAUCUGGAUCAUUUCAGUUCUUCAUUAACAGUCUAUCUCAACUUUGUAUAUUAUGAAAAU